Messenger RNA from Malania oleifera, 1295 nucleotides. Its product is annotated as auxin-induced protein 22D-like. NCBI's taxonomy places the organism in Eukaryota, Viridiplantae, Streptophyta, Magnoliopsida, Santalales, Ximeniaceae. Gene Ontology annotation, cellular component: nucleus. The coding region runs from base 329 to 991 and encodes 220 amino acids. Gene Ontology annotation, molecular function: protein binding. The transcript is spliced from 3 exons. The record is from RefSeq and is a predicted model, not a curated record. Gene Ontology annotation, biological process: regulation of DNA-templated transcription.
AUAGCCGGCAGUAGACCCAGCGGUGCUCCUUACUCGACCAGCACCCAUAGCUGUGCUUGUCCCACCAAUGAGGGGGGACGCGACUUGAACAAUCGCGGGGUACCUUAGGGUGCGUCCCAGUCAAAACUGGCCCUGGCCCUCCUCUGAUUGGUGGGUUGGGGAGCGUGUGCAAGGCCGCGUUUCGGGCUGCCGCUGUCCCACGUAUGAAACUCAUGCAGGAAGAGCAUAAGGCACCUCGAUUCUGACUACCCCUAGUCGCUCUAUAAAAUUCUUGUGCGUCACACCACCACCACAGCUCAAAAUUCUCUGUUGGUUUGAGGAGCUAUACAUGAUUAGAUCCAAGAGAGUUGAACAAUUCACCAGAAACUCGCCGGAAUCUGAAAGUUACCGAAAAAUGGAGACGCCGGGAAAUUACGAGAGCGAUCUCAAUCUUGGGGCAACGGAGCUCAGAUUAGGGUUGCCGGGGAGCGAUGAAGGCUUUGAGAAACAACCAUCUGCAGGUGCUAGAGGUAACAAAAGAGCUUCGAUGGAGAUGGCGGGUGAGAAUAGGUCCAAGGCCAAUUCUAGCUCUCCAGAAGUGGCAAACGGUGAUCGCGGCGCAGCCCCUCCGGCCAAGGCACAGAUAGUGGGGUGGCCGCCAGUUCAAUCUUACCGGAAACACAGUUUCCAGCCCAAGAAAACGGAGGCGGAGGGUGGUGGGAUGUAUGUUAAAGUAAGCAUGGAUGGAGCUCCUUACCUGAGGAAGAUUGAUAUAAAGGUUUACAAGAACUAUAGGGAGCUCCUGAAGGCCUUCGAGAACAUGUUCAAGUUGAGCAUAGGUGAGUACUCCGAGAGGGAAGGGUACAAUGAAUCUGAAUAUGCACCUACUUAUGAAGACAAAGAUGGAGAUUGGAUGCUUGUUGGAGAUGUCCCAUGGGAAAUGUUCAUCUCUUCCUGUAAGAGGUUAAGAAUCAUGAGAGGAUCAGAGGCUCGAGGCUUGGGCUGUGUAUGAAAGCAGCGAAGGCAACAACAUGAACGGAGGUGAAAAGAGAAGACAAGACACUGAUGAGAGAGAAUCCACGGGCAUGGGCUCUCCCUGAAGAAGAUUGGUCACUCUUAAUUAAGUCACAGCACGUACAAAUGGCACAGAUUUUGUCAGAUCCAUAACAGAGAUCACUUUUAUUUUUUUUUUCCCUGUACCGAUGAAGUAUUGUUGUCGUAUCAAUCAAAAUAUAUAUACUGUAUAAGCCAAACAUUUGUUUCAAAUCCCAUCCCACUGUAUAAACGGAGAAUAAGAUUCACAUGUUUUUUCUUGA